Messenger RNA from Penicillium coprophilum, 1428 nucleotides. RefSeq lists its product as uncharacterized. Bases 1 to 1428 code for a protein of 475 amino acids. The transcript has a single exon. The record is from RefSeq and is a predicted model, not a curated record. Lineage: Eukaryota; Fungi; Ascomycota; Eurotiomycetes; Eurotiales; Aspergillaceae.
AUGGAGUCCCCGAAUUCCCUCCCAGCAUACAAUGAGCUGUACCGGCAACCACCCCGACCGAUGUCCCGAUCCGCGGUUUCACGCUCGGGUUCCAGACGGGUAUCUCCAUCAGCUUUGACCAAACAUUAUUCGGGCGACAGCUCUGAUGAAGAGGUCCCGGAACCUAAGUUCAGCGCUUCUGUGAAAGCAUUGCUGCAUGGAGAUGGAUUGGGUUCUUCGCCUCAUCUGCAAAAGGCACACAUAUCGCACGAACCUCGGAUUGGAAUAUCAAGACAGCAAAGCCGCUCACCCCGGAAUCCGUCCCCACACGACUCAUCUAAUGGUAGCCCGGCUCCAAGAAUCGUCCGUAUAGGGGCCAUCUCAUCUGGUUCCCGAUUCUCACGCGAAGGCUCCCCACUAUCAAAUAGCCAAAGUGCAGAGCCAGAGCAGCACAGCCGCCCAAAUGAUUUUAUCACCCCCGCCCCACGCCAACGCAGUGUCCGUAUCAAUGCUUCACGAAGCAACACUCAAUCCCCGGCCUCUGCCUCACCUUCGGGAAAUCGCUCGUCGGAACGCAAUUCGGGCGACGAGUAUGGUAGUGCAGAUCGCUCUGAUAGCGAUCGGAAAUCGCUGUAUGACGAUGAUCUAGCGUUACGAUAUGGCCCUUCUUCCGCAUUACGGGGCCGCGGCGGCGAAGAAAUUGCACCACAUAGCUCUUUGCGCGUCAAGCGGGUUGGUCGACUUGCUGGCACUUUCUUGAACGGCCCUGCUCGGAGGGGAGUGCUACGACGUCAGAGCGAGGAAAGCAACGAGGAAAACCAUCAAUAUGGCUCGGCUGACGGCGUCCCCGAGGACGUCGAAGGAGAGGAGGAACAUGCCGAAUACCGACCUCACAAACCCUCAUCUCCCAAGGUUUCAUGGGCUGACCCAAGUCCGCCUCUCGCCCGAGAUUCUAAUCGACGCGAAUAUCCUCUCCGUCCCGCUGAGGUUGAGGGGCCGUUUUCGAGGUCAUCUUCACCGAAAUCGCACGCCUCAAAGUCCACCCCCGCUUCAUCAGAUAUGUCUUCCAAAUCCUCGAUUGUGAAGGAACAACCUGUAUUCAAGGUUCCUUCAAUACCGGCUUUGCCCUCGGUCCGCGACCAAGAGAAUGAACCACCACCAACUUUCAGGCGUACAAAGCCCCAACGAUUGAAUGUGUUGGAUAAGCCAGAAAAGUAUAACGUUGUCUACGACUCCGAGAAGAAAGAUGUAGCGGAGACUCCAGCAACCAACUCUGCGCGAAAAAUACUUGCCACACGGAGCAAUAACACUCCUCAUAGGGCCGCUCCUCCCCCUCCGAAAAUGUCAGUCCUUGAAACUGCCACUUCCACGGGGGGGCGCCUCGACCUCACAAUCCCGAAAGAAGAGGAGUCAAGUAUCAAUCAACGGCAAGCAUUUCACUCGGCUUGA